Drosophila grimshawi is the source of this 743-nucleotide messenger RNA. RefSeq lists its product as uncharacterized. The transcript has 2 exons. The record is from RefSeq and is a predicted model, not a curated record. NCBI's taxonomy places the organism in Eukaryota, Metazoa, Arthropoda, Insecta, Diptera, Drosophilidae. Bases 21 to 443 code for a protein of 140 amino acids.
CCAAAUAACAAAGCUGCAAAAUGCAUGUAACUGAAUUUCUAAAUCGCACCAAUCGUCGAAAUAGAAAUUACCAAAUAGAUUGCAAGGUGCAGCAAAGACUCAUUAAUUACGCCAAGGAUUUGGAGCAGCGUCGCUGCCAGUUGGCGCAUCAAUUGCACAGCGAGGAGCGAAUGCUGGACGUGGAGAUGGCACAACUGCUGCAAGCGAGAGUGGAUGCUGUUCAGAACGAACGCAUUGAAUGGAUUCAAAUGUCGCUCAUGAAUAGCGAGCAGGCAGAACACGAUCUAAUCAAGCUGAAGCAGCUGCAGCGUGAGAUUGAAAGUUCGGAGGAAUAUCGUCAUGCGGAAACGAAACACAUCCUUUUGGACACCAAACGGGCGCAACUCUUUCAGAUUGAGGAGCGCAAACAGCUGCGUCGCUCUCAAAAACUUACAAAAUAUUAAAAGAUAUUUAUAAUGUGUACUUGUCAAUCCAACCUCGAACUAUAUUGUCAUUCGGUUUAUUUUUAUAUAUUUGAUUUUAUUUAUAUUUGAAUACCCUGAACACAUUAAAAUUGGCUAAAAACACUAUAAUAGUUUUGUGCAAAAGUGUGUAACAGGCAGAAGAAAGCAUCUCCGGCCCCAAAAGCUAUAUAUAUAUUCCUGACCAUGUAUAACUUCGCGUAUCUCAGCAACUAUAAGAGCUUGAGACUUAAAAAUAGGAAUAUAAGUACCGUAUAUAAUUUUAUCAAUAAUUUCAACCGU